CGCAGGGGGUGACUAAUGACACGAUCCCCUCACGACUUCUCAUCACGGCUCCAAAUCUCGUGUUGUACCGCGAGGUCGCCUCGUUUGGGCAGCCAAUCACCGUGGAGCGCACCGGAACAGGAAGAGGAGCACCGCAGGAGAGUAAACAAACAACAUGGAGAGCAAGCAGAUAGUUGCAGCCGUUGCUGUAGCCUGUGCUCUCCUUUGUGGCGAGAAAAAGAAGAAGAGGUUACGCCGAAGAACGCGGAGUAGGUCACAUUUGUUUGGUUGUGGACAAUAUGGUUUGACAGUUCUUCAGCGACAAUUGGAGCUGAAUGACAGGACAGGAUUCAGAGAGCUGCUCCGGAUGACCGCAGAGGAAUUUGAUUUUCUGCUGGAGAGAGUCUCACCGCUCAUAUCCAAGCAGGACACCAAACUCCGGAAGGCUAUCACAGCUAGGGAGCGCCUGUCCGUCACGCUGAGAUUUUUGGCCACAGGAGAGAGCUUUACGUUGUUGGGGUUCAAAUACCACAUUGGGAGAUCCACAGUAUCCGACAUCGUCACAACGACGUGUGAAGCACUGCAUAAAGUCCUGAAGGAGGACUAUCUGAAGACACCAACAUCAGAAGAUCAGUGGGGAGCGAUAGCCAAGGACUUUUAUGAAAAGUGGCAUUUUCCAAACUGCCUGGGUGCCGUGGAUGGAAAACAGAUAUAUAUACAGCCACCGGCACACUCGGGCAGCACGUCUUACAAUUACAAAGGCCGCUUCUCCGUUGUCCUGAUGGGCAUAGCAGAUGCCAACUACAGUUUCACAUACGUGAGUGUGGGCUGCCAGGGUCGGAUCCCAGAUGCAGGUAUCUUUGCCCACUCAGACCUCCACAGAGCCAUGGAUGAAGGACGACUCAGUAUACCACCAGCAGAGCCCCUCCCAGACACAAACACUGUGCUGCCGUAUGCGUUUCUGGGGGAUGAUGCCUUUCCACUCCGACCCGACCUAAUGAAGCCAUACUCCCAUAGACAGCUGGACCACGACCAGAGGGUUUUCAAUUAUCGACUCUCAAGGGCUCGGCGUGUGGUUGAAAACGCCUUUGGGAUCUUAGCAAACCGGCUGCGUGUGUUCAGGACAACCAUCUGCUUGGAACCGGAUAAGGUGGCGAAGAUCACCUUGGCCUCUGUCUGCCUACACAACUACCUCAGACAGUGCCGUUCUGAGGCGUACAUGCCGCCUGCCCUGGCAGACCAGGAGGACACAGAACAUCAGGUGAUCCCAGGAAACUGGAGGAGAGAUGGAGCUGGGGCACUUCUGAAUGUUCCUGCGGGAGCGUCGAGCAACCCUCCCCAGCAGGCCGAAGACCAGCGUGACCAACUGAAGCACUACUUUGUCUCUCCCCAGGGGCAAGUGCCUUGGCAGGAGAGGUGCAUUUAAAACUGCACUGCAAGUACAGUUAGUAAAAACAAAAAGACUUGCAUCUCUUCAGCACCCCUGGUUGAAAAUGGACAUGCUUACUGUUUGGUGCAAAAGGUACAUUUUCAUGGCUGCAACUACUUUUUCCGUUCGACAAUACUGAACAUCAUCCUUAAAUGUCUUGCACCUCAACAUUGUGAACAUCCUGAAAAAUGUAAAACAGGCAGUGUUCUCCACAAAUAAACAUCUUCAAAAAAAUAA
Lepisosteus oculatus (spotted gar) is the source of this 1645-nucleotide messenger RNA. RefSeq lists its product as uncharacterized. Lineage: Eukaryota; Metazoa; Chordata; Actinopteri; Semionotiformes; Lepisosteidae. The record is from RefSeq and is a predicted model, not a curated record.